Messenger RNA from Monomorium pharaonis (pharaoh ant), 2105 nucleotides. Its product is annotated as mitochondrial basic amino acids transporter-like. Gene Ontology annotation, molecular function: high-affinity L-arginine transmembrane transporter activity. Gene Ontology annotation, biological process: mitochondrial L-ornithine transmembrane transport. NCBI's taxonomy places the organism in Eukaryota, Metazoa, Arthropoda, Insecta, Hymenoptera, Formicidae. The transcript is spliced from 4 exons. Gene Ontology annotation, cellular component: mitochondrion. The record is from RefSeq and is a predicted model, not a curated record. Bases 500 to 1774 code for a protein of 424 amino acids.
CUAAAUGUAAAACUUUGCCCAGGGCACAUGAAAAACUAAUUACGACUUUGAUAAAUGUAUAAAUGUUACUUAUAACAUAUUUUUCAAUAAUAUUUAGCACACUAUUACAAUAAUGUUUGUGUGUGUGUGUGUGUGUGUGUGUGUAUGUCAGUGAUUUGAUAAUGCAAACAGUGAUCUGCGCACCAAGAAGCUGGAAGAAAUAUCAAUUUCAGUAAGAAAGAAGAUUCAACGAAGGAAGCAUGUUGAACAAUUAUAUUUGUUUAAACAUAGUGCACAUGUGAUUUUUGGAAUAAACGAAUGUUAUUUGGUUUGAAGUUUAAUUUAAAGGAAUCAGUUAUCAGUUUUUCAUGGAUUCGAACUUAUUGGCCGCUAUAAUUAAUCGAUCUACUAUUUGCACAACUUUUGAUGCCUACUUGAGAGGAACGAGAUUUGAAGAUCAGCCUUACAGAAGUAGACGAUAUUGCAAGUGGAAGGUCAUUGUAGAUAAUACGGGUCAAAGAUGGCUUGCUCGCUUGAUUUCUUUGCUGGAUGUUUGGGAGGAUGUGCCGGUAUUGUGGUGGGAUAUCCUUUGGAUACAGUCAAAGUCCAUAUGCAAACUCAGGACUGUCGUAAUCCAAAAUAUCGGGGUACCUGGGAUUGUUUACGCACCAUAUUCGCGAAAGAAUCGGUGAGUGGUCUUUAUAAAGGCAUGACUUCGCCAAUCGCAGGUGUUGCUGUAGUAAACGCGAUUGUCUUUGGCGUUUACGGGUACACUCAACGGAAUUUGUCUGAACCUGAUCGAUUCUCAUCGUAUUUCCUGGCUGGUGCAUCUGCCGGGCUUGCUCAAACUCCUGUCUCAAGUCCAAUAGAAUUAGCAAAAACGCGCCUGCAGUUACAGUCUACAGGUCAAGGUAACAUUCAAGGACCGAUGCAGUGCUUAAGGAACAUCCACAGGCAGGAAGGUUAUCGUGGCGUUUUUAAGGGUCUAGGUAUUACAUUCCUCAGGGAAGCACCGAGUUACGGUGUGUACUUCGUGACCUACGAGAUGUUAACCAAGACGUCUUCAAAGCAACCGAUUUCGACACUUCACAUGCUGCUAGCUGGGGGACUCGCUGGUACGGCCUCAUGGGUGAUCUCUUAUCCUAUUGAUGUCAUCAAGUCGCGCAUACAAGCGGAAAAUGGCAAUCGUUACUCAGGCGCUUUGGAUUGUCUCAAGAAAUCUAUUCGUAGUGAAGGAUAUAGUUGCUUAUAUCGAGGUUUAAAUUCGACGAUUCUUCGAGCAUUUCCGACAAACGCGGCGACUUUUGCUGUAGUCACAUGGACGAUCCGAUUGUUCGGUGAGCAAACGAAUGAAGCACCGAAGGAGGCUGUCAUGUUGAAAACAACGAUGCAAACGAAAAAUCGCACGGCGAAAGGAUAUGAAUCCUUUGUCAGGAAGUGGAACGCGUUCUUCGAGGGUAUUUCGAGAAGUAACGGUUUUGCUACUCCGUCAUAUUCUGUCGAAUAUAUGUUGCCUAUUAGCAGGCUGGUACCAAAUAACAACGCCUGCCUGGUCCACAACUGUAGACGGUCGGAUUGCAACCACAACGCGCUAAAGCAAAAGAAUACGUGCGAGGAUUGGGAGGAGAAAGAAAAGAAAUCGAGAAACAACAAGGAAAAGGAUGAACAUGUGGAUGAAAAAGAUUGUGGCAACAUUAAAAUAGACACAUGUACUUGUAAUCUGUCUGUAGCCAUAGACACCUGUACUUGUAAUCUACAGCACGUACUUUGUGUCUCAAAUUUGAAUAAUACUUGACGUCACGCAUGACAUAGGUUUUAGCAUGUGAUGUAUUUUUAGUGCAAUUAUGGUGUAAAAAGGGAACACAAUAUUUAUAGAUUUCUUUUCUGAUAAUUAAUUUAAUUAAUGAAAAAUUCAUAUACAUAUAUAUAUCUCACAAGCAACGCCGCACAAAACGUUAAUAGAUAUGAAGUUGGGUCAAAGUUACAAAUUUACUAGAAAAAACGUAUAUAUCUUCAAUUCAACAAUUGAAGUAAUUGAGUAAGCAGUGAAAAAUAAUUAUAGAUAUUAAUGUGUUUAUAUUAUAUAUUUGAUUUAUUGAGCGUAUAAUGAAAUUUAUAAUGGAAAA